CAUUAUUGUUCUUUUUUUUUCAUAUUAUACCCUCCCCUUCUUUCUUGCUUCCCCAUUCAUUCCCGGUGAAAAAGCAGCCAGCGCCUGAAGCUACACCUUGUCAUACCAGGAAGCGCAAAGAGAGAGAGAGAGCCGCGAGCCCGGACCAGCGAAGAGAUCACCGCAUUGCUUCUCUCCUACACUUAAUUACCCACUUCCAGAUGUCUCGUCAAUCGAGGCGGGACGUGGCUUCCUCGCCAUUCGCGUGGACCACGAUCUUCUACCUUCUCUUUGUCUUCAUCGCUCCCUUGGCCCUGUUGGGCACAGCACACGCCGCGGAAGAGCAGGCUCCCCUUCAAGAAAACUAUGGAACAGUCAUCGGUAUCGACUUGGGAACCACAUACUCCUGUGUUGGUGUGAUGCAAAAUGGAAAAGUUGAAAUCUUGGUAAACGACCAGGGUAACCGAAUCACUCCUUCAUACGUGGCCUUCACGGACGAGGAGCGUCUGGUCGGUGAUGCCGCAAAGAAUCAAUAUGCUUCUAACCCUAAACGAACAAUCUUUGACAUCAAGCGUCUCAUUGGCCGCAAAUUUGAAGACAAGGACGCUCAGAAUGACAUCAAGCAUUUCCCAUUCAAGGUUGUCAACAAGGAUGGCAAGCCACAGGUUCGCGUUGAUGUCAACGGAAAGCCAAAGAACUUCACUCCCGAGGAGGUUUCCGCCAUGGUAUUAGGCAAGAUGAAGGAGAUCGCUGAGGGAUACCUCGGCAAGCCAGUCACCAACGCCGUUGUUACUGUCCCAGCCUACUUCAAUGAUAACCAGAGACAGGCCACCAAGGAUGCCGGUACCAUUGCCGGAUUGAACGUCCUCCGUGUCGUCAACGAGCCUACCGCUGCCGCUAUCGCUUAUGGUCUCGACAAGACCGGUGACGAGCGCCAGAUCAUCGUGUACGAUCUUGGUGGUGGUACCUUCGAUGUUUCUGUCCUCUCUAUUGAUAACGGCGCCUUCGAAGUCUUGGCUACCGCUGGUGACACUCAUCUCGGUGGUGAGGACUUUGACCAGAGAGUCAUCACCUAUCUUGCCAAGCAAUACAACAAGAAGAACAAUGUCGACAUUACAAAGGAUCUUAAGAGCAUGGGUAAACUGAAGCGCGAAGUCGAGAAGGCCAAGAGAGCUCUUUCAUCUCAGAUGUCUACUCGCAUUGAAAUCGAAGCUUUCCAUGAAGGAAACGACUUCUCGGAGACUCUCACCAGAGCCAAGUUUGAGGAGCUCAACAUGGAUCUCUUCAAGAAGACCCUUCGUACCGUCGAGCAGGUGCUCAAGGACGCCAAGGUCAAGAAAUCUGAAAUCCACGACAUUGUCCUUGUCGGUGGAUCUACUCGCAUCCCCAAGGUUCAACAACUCCUCGAGGAGUUCUUUGGUGGAAAGAAGGCAAGCAAGGGUAUCAACCCUGACGAAGCUGUCGCAUUCGGUGCCGCUGUUCAAGGUGGUGUUCUUUCUGGCGAUGAGGGUGCCAAGGAAGUCGUUCUCAUGGAUGUCAACCCCUUGACUCUUGGUAUUGAGACCACUGGUGGUGUCAUGACCAAGUUGAUUCCUCGCAACACUGUCAUCCCUACUCGCAAGUCCCAGAUCUUCUCUACCGCCGCUGAUAACCAACCCGUUGUCCUUAUCCAAGUUUAUGAAGGAGAGCGAUCUAUGACCAAGGAUAACAAUCUGUUGGGCAAAUUCGAACUCACAGGAAUUCCACCAGCCCCACGUGGUGUCCCGCAGAUCGAGGUAUCUUUUGAACUUGAUGCCAAUGGUAUUUUGAAGGUUACUGCUGGCGACAAGGGAACCGGCAAAGCUGAAUCUAUCACGAUCACCAACGAUAAGGGCCGAUUGUCUCAAGAAGAGAUUGACCGUAUGGUUGAGGAAGCCGCCAAGUUCGCCGAUGAGGACAAGGCUAUGAAGGCUAAGAUCGAGGCCCGUAACAGCCUUGAGAACUAUGCUUUUAGCCUUAAGAACCAAGUCAACGACAAGGAGGGCUUGGGUGGUAAGAUUGAGGAUGACGACAAGGAAACUAUCCUUGAGGCUGUUAAGGAAGCCACCGACUGGCUUGAAGAACAUGCCGCUACUGCGACAACCGAAGAUUUCGAAGAGCAGAAAGAGAAGCUCUCCAAUGUGGCUUAUCCCAUCACUAGCAAGUUGUACGGUGCUGGUGAAGCCCCUAGCGGAGAAGAGGACGAGCCAUCUGGCCAUGACGAAUUGUAAAAAUAUCAAAAGAGAAACCAAAAAAAAAAAAGAGGAAAAAAAAUAUUCCGGCUUAAGACCUAGAGUCUACUUGUAAUGUUAUAAAGCAAUUGAGACUUGAAGAAGCAUUUUGGUGCUUCGGUAUAGCUUUACGUAUUCCUAAGUUCUGGAAGUUUGAAAGAAUAGGCAUAAAGGAGUUUUAUUUUUGCAUUUUUGUAUGACAGAUUGAAUGAUUAGUUAACUUUAUUAUUUUUAUUUUUUUU
Messenger RNA from Coccidioides immitis RS, 2470 nucleotides. RefSeq names its product chaperone DnaK. Gene Ontology annotation, molecular function: ATP-dependent protein folding chaperone; misfolded protein binding; ATP hydrolysis activity. The transcript has 6 exons. The coding region runs from base 201 to 2228 and encodes 675 amino acids. Gene Ontology annotation, biological process: protein refolding; cellular response to unfolded protein; endoplasmic reticulum unfolded protein response. Gene Ontology annotation, cellular component: cytoplasm; endoplasmic reticulum chaperone complex; membrane. NCBI's taxonomy places the organism in Eukaryota, Fungi, Ascomycota, Eurotiomycetes, Onygenales, Onygenaceae. The record is from RefSeq and is a predicted model, not a curated record.